This is a messenger RNA of Saprolegnia diclina VS20, 1210 nucleotides long. RefSeq lists its product as hypothetical. The record is from RefSeq and is a predicted model, not a curated record. The transcript has a single exon. Bases 57 to 1148 code for a protein of 363 amino acids. Lineage: Eukaryota; Oomycota; Saprolegniomycetes; Saprolegniales; Saprolegniaceae. Gene Ontology annotation, biological process: lipid metabolic process.
UCGAGCCAACGGCAAAUUGCCACAGUCGCGCCAGUGCCCAGUCCCAAGAAGCAACCAUGGCGCUCAUCACGACGUACGUCUCGAUGUGGACGGCCGCGCUGCUCGACUACUCGGCGCAGUGGUUCCCCGCGCCGGCGGUGCCAGCGCCGCCAGCCCCGCUGCCAAACGCGUCGAUGGCGCUCGACAUGCUGUGCAUGUGUCGGUCGUUUGCGACGCCCCAGUCGCACCUCGCUGACCAACUGAACCAAACGCAGUGCGCAGGCCUGGGCUUUGCCAACCGGUGGACGGUCGAUACCAACAUGUCGCACCUCUCGCCGUUGGCACCGCCCGUCUUUGUCGACGGCCACGAGCUCAUACUCGGUGGCACGCUGCGCGCGAUGGUCUUUACGAGCUCCGAGACGGAUGAAAUGGUGCUUGCGUUUCGGCACCAAGAAGGCGACGGGCUACUGGACAGCGAGCUCUGGGAAGCCAUGGGCCUCUUUGGGCGCAACUUUGUGCAGCUGAGCGCGCCCUCGAUGCUGACGUACGGCUCGCUGCUCGACUAUGCGAGCCGGUACAUCCAGUACCUCAUCUUUGGCACACGCCACCUGCUCGGCGCCGACUUUGUACCGCUAGCGAUUGCGUUUACAACCGAGAUGCGCCGCACGUACCCGCACCACUCGCUGCACUUUACUGGCUACUCACUCGGCGGCGCGAUUGCGCAGCUGGCGGCGAUUCGCUUUGACAUGCAUGCCACGACGUUUGCUGCGAAUGGCAUCUUGGACCUUCUCCACUUGUACCAAUUACAGCCCUCGGGCUCGGUGCGCACGCUGGUCAACUAUGCCCACGCCAACGAUUUCGUCCCGAAAAUGGACUGCCAGAUUGGCACGCUCGUGCUCGAUCCCACGACCGGUGGCUCGGACGACCCGGACGCGACGCACAAGGCAUUUGUGUACGGGCCCACAGCUUGGAACAUGCUGCAUUCGCCGCUCACAGCAACGCCGGGCCGGCUCUACAGCCAAGACCACGGGUACUGCAUUGACAAUGCUUUUGCCCAUGCACCUGGCGCGGCGUCGGUCCUCGACGGCACCUUGCAGCGUCUCACGGCGCAUCUCGUGUCGACGAUGCUGGUUGCCUGCGUUGCCUGGUGGGUCGUGCGCCGCAUGUAAGCCACAACACAAUGCAAGUUUUGCUCAUGUAUGUAAAAAGAAAAGACAUUAUUGGUACCACA